Molecule: messenger RNA, 5559 nt
Organism: Nyctereutes procyonoides (raccoon dog)
Lineage: Eukaryota; Metazoa; Chordata; Mammalia; Carnivora; Canidae
Gene: CD38
Product: CD38 molecule
Exons: 9
Coding region: 93-1010 (305 amino acids)
Biological process (GO): positive regulation of B cell proliferation
Cellular component (GO): plasma membrane
Molecular function (GO): phosphorus-oxygen lyase activity; NAD+ nucleosidase activity
Source: RefSeq, a predicted model, not a curated record
UGCAGAGAAAGCGUAAGGUGGCCGCUUCUCCCUGGAAAUGCAAAGUCCGGUCCUUGUCUGCUCAGGAGUCUGGCAACCCCUCAGCGGACCCCAUGGCCAACCACAGAUUCAGUUCCGUGUCCGAGGAGGAGAAACCCUGCUGCGGCAUUUCCAGAAAAGCCCAGAUCUGUCUCUGUGUCCUUUUUGUUCUCCUGAUUGUGGUGGGCAUCGCGGUGUCGGUCGGGAUCCUGAUGUGGCGCCAGCCGCCCAAGCACAAGGAGUGGAAGGGGCCGGGCACCACUGCCCAUUUUUACGAGAUCCUCUUGGGACGGUGCUACACGUACACUCAGGUCGUGCGACCUGAGCUGCGACAUACAGACUGCCAAAAGAUAGGGAAGGCAUUCACAAGUGCAUUUCUUUCGAAGGACCCUUGUGGCAGUACAGAACAGGACUAUCGGCCACUAAUGGAACUGACAACUCAAACUGUACCUUGUGACAAGACCCUCUUUUGGAGCAAAUCAAGUGAGCUGGCGCAUGACUACACGUGGGUCCAGCGGGAUAUGUACACCCUGGAGGAUACACUGUUGGGUUACAUGGCGGAUGGCCUCAAGUGGUGUGGAGACUCAGGCUCUUCUGAAAUGAACUAUCAAUCUUGUCCACACUGGAGGGAAGACUGCAGCAAUAACUCUGUUUCCGUAUUCUGGAACACAGUGUCCAAAAGGUUUGCAGAAGAUGCCUGUGGUGUGGUCCAUGUGGUGCUCAAUGGGUCCAUCAGUAACACCUUUGAUGAGAAAAGCACUUUUGGACGUGUGGAAGUCUUUAAUUUGCAUCCAGAGAAGGUUCAUACACUAAAGGCCUGGGUGAUGCAUAACAUCGAAAGUGUCCCCAGUGACUCAUGCUCAAGUUCCUCCUUGAAUAAUCUGAAACAGAUUCUCAAGACAAAGAAUAUUAUAUUUGUCUGCCAGAAUAACUACAGGCCUGUCAGGCUUCUUCAGUGUGUGAAAAAUCCUGAGCACUCAUCUUGCAGAUAAAACUUAUGAGCCAAUCAGCGUGGUCGUUUUGGAUCUUUGAGCCUUGUAUACAUCAGCAUGCAUGACUCAGGAGACACGCUGCUGGGAAGCUGAGGACUUGGGGGGCAUCUUCUGUCAUCCUGCCAACACUAGAGCUGGAAGUAUUUCCCCCAAAGUUUUAAAAUAACUUAUAUUAUUGACAUAGUUUUUAUUUUGAUUUCCUAAUACUCAUGAAAAAAUUAUGGCAUAAAAUUAGAAUGAAAAUUUUAUAUUAAGUUAUUUCAUUUUCAUUUUCAUAGGUGCUUUUAUGUUGUUUAUAUGUUGGUAGCAUCCUUUCUGUGGAGAAUGACCAUACCAAACCUCUCUUAUUGGUGUAGAUUAUUAAGAGAAACGUUUUAAAGAAAUUUUACAUUUCUGAAUGAGUGACCUUGUCUCAGGAUAUAUUUUUGUACCCUUUCUACAAAUAGUUAAAAUAUAAAUGCCAUAGUUAUGGGUCAUGCUGGGGAAAGAAUUCUGUAGGAUAUAAACUACCCAUGUACUUUACCUCCCCCUCUUCCAAUAGUCCUAUGAGGUUGGUACUGUUAUCUCCUGUAUGUUAGAUGAGAAAUGGAAGUUCACAGAGGAUAUGUAAUUUGCCUAAAGUCAUUCAUUUAGUUCAAGGUAGAGGCUGGAUUUCAACUCAGCUCUAUCUGACUCCAAAGUAUAUGUGGUCUCUUUCUAGGCCUGUAAUACCAGCUGACAUGCUUUAUGUUCUCUUCCAAUAAAUGCAUGUUGGAUUAUAUUAAAUAUAAUAGAAUCUGAACUGUGGUUUUUCUGGGUGGCUUCAAAAACAUACUUUUUUUUUCUUUUUCCUCCUCUUUCUCCUCAUGCUCAAUGUCUUACAUAUAUAAUAGGCAGUUAAAAUAUAUAUUUGUUCCUGAUAUUGGCAAUUUGUUUUUCCCUUUUUAUCUUGAGUAGUCUUGCUUGGGGAUUUAUCACUUUUAUUACUCUUUCAAAGAACUAAACUUUAGCUUUGUUUUCUCUUUCUAUUUAAUUGGUUUUUCACUCUUCUCUUUAUUAUUAGGGAUAUAAAAAUUCCUUCUAAUUUCCAUAAGUUUCUUUAUUCGCUUUCUGAAGAUGGAAGCUUAGGUCAUUGACUUUUCAGCACACUUUCUUUUCUUAUAUAUCACUUAGUACUAUAAAUUUUCCUCUUGAGUGCUGCUUCAGCUGCAGAUCUUAAGUUUGGUUUGUCUCUUUUUGUUAUCAUUCAGUUAAAAAUAUUUUCUAAUUUAAUUGUUAUUUAGAAAUGUGUUGCCUGAUUUUCAAAUAUCUGGAGAUUUUCUAAGUGUUUAAAAAAACAGAUUUGUUGAAUGAAGAAUAAACUAAUUUGAAGAUCUUUCAGGAACCCCAUUAGAUGUGUUGAAAACAGUAUAAAUUUUAGAGUCAGAUGUUUUGGGUUCAUAUUUUGGCAUUGCUCUGUUAUCUUGAAUGAAAUACUCUUUGUACUUUGGCUUCCUUGCUACUCAAAUAAGGAUUAUAAUUUACCACCCUGAAGGUGUGUUGAGAUUAAAAGAUGACAACAAUUAAUGGUGCAGCAUGGUGCCUCAUAGGUAAGCGAGCAUUCCACCAAGGUUAGCCCCUUUCUGCUGGUCCCAGGGUGGGUUCCAUCAGGAGCCAUGACAGCUACAGCCACUGUGGGUAGUCCACAGAUUCUUCACUGGUCCCAGUGUCCACACAGGCACAUCCUCACAGGCUUUAGUUUGGGCUGGACAUGAAGAUGGAUACUCAUGACCAGUUCUGAUGAAGACUCAGGCUUGUCCCAGAGUUCAAUGAACUUCAUCUGCAGAAUGUCUUCAGUAAUAGUUCCCUACGAACCCCAUGGGUGACCUGGCUGUUUUCCUGUCUGAACCCUUUCUGCCUUGCUGUUGGGCUUACUUGCUGAUUUCUGAACUCUCUAAUGUAUCUUCCUUCUUCACCAGGAUAUCCCUUGAAGUGUCAGAAAAGUUUUGUUCUUUACAUCCCCUUCCACAGAUAAAACAGAUAGAGUAGCAGUCAGUUUCCAAGAGGCUUUCCCCCAAGAAGACUCAUGUGAGUGUUCAAGUUCAAAGCUGGUAGACACUAAGAGGAUACUGGUCCCAAGGUUUUCACACUGUGUAUCAAGUACCCCAGGGAGCUCUGGGAGUGUCAGGGGGCUGAGGCACUCUUUCCUUGUAUUCCAUUUCUGUAUCUUCAUUCCCAUGAUGACUUCUGUCUCUCUGGAGUUCCAACUUUGGGUAUCUUUGCAUGACCGUGACCAUGACCAUGCAGCCAUCUCUAGCCCUAAGGACUUUCUGGCCUCUGUAUAUAAAUACAUCCUUCAUAUCCCUCUUCUUAUAAGUGACAUCCUCACUGAAUUACUGACUUCUCAUAACCUCAUACUUUACUCAUCAGCCUGCUACUCCCUGUCUCCCCACUCCAUUCCUGUUUGCUCUAGAAUAUGCCCUUACUACCCCAACUGGAAGUCACCAUCAUACUUAACUCAAAGGCUGUGAUCCAGGACCUAAGUUCCCCUAUCUCACUUCCAAAGGCUCACUACUUUCCUUCUGUAGCGGUUCUUAAUCUUAUAGCAUCCAAGAUAUUCAAAUAAGGUUCUGAAAUUUUAGGUUGAAUACUUGAAAGAACACAUAGUUCUUGUUGGAAACAAGCUGAUCCCAUAUCUGCACAAAUUCCUGAUAGGAACAGCAUUGAUUUACUUCCUGGUAUCCCAUUUCUCCUUAAAAUAAUUCCUAAGACUGUGAUUUGAGUUUCUCAGGUAGAAUCCAUACUGCACAGAAGGUUUUUGUUGCUGUUGUUGUUGUUGUUGUUGUUUAGACAAGAAUAAAUAUUACGCAUGGCAAAUUAAAACCAUACGGGGUAAAAUGUUAAACCUAGAAUAUACUAUAACUUUGAAAGGCAUUAUGUGAAUGCUUAACCUAGGGAUUUUUCCCACAGUUUUUAAAAAAUAAUGAAGCAGUUAAUUAAUUUAUACUACUAAGAGCUGUCAUUUUUAACAUAUAUGUUUUUAAACAAUUCAUCAGGAACUCAGUACCUUGGUGUGCUGCCCCCAGAGGCAGUGGUUUGCUGGCUUUCAACUCAUACAAAACACAGAAGACUUUAAACUGGUCCUUGAGAGGGCAUUAAUCCUUGACCACAUAGGUGCACAGUGCCAUUUGCUUUCUGAUCGAAGCACGAGCAAUUCAAAGUAGUAAAAACCAUGGAAUUAAUGCAUAGUGACCCAUUGGCCAAGUUCAUGGCUUCUGUGAAUCUCAAGUUCCAAAUAUACUUAGGCAUGAAUAAAUUACAAAACAAUAAAAGAAUAAUAAAGACUUUGUGGAAUCAUUUUUUUUAAGAACAGUUAUCUCUGCAGAUACCAGAUGAUCUCAUGUAUAUGUGGAAUCUAAAAAAAGUCAGACUCUUAGUAACAUAGAGUAGAAUGGUGAUUGCCAGGGGCUGGAGAGGGUGGAGAACAGGGAGACAAACCUGGUCGGAGGUCCACAUUUUUAUUUAUAGGAGGAAUAUAUUUUGAAUACCUAAUGUGCAGCAUGGUGACAUAGUUACUAAGUCUGUACUGUGUACUUGAAAUUUGCUAAGAGACUAGAUCUUGAGUGUUCAUGUCACACACACACACGACUGUGAGGUGAUGGGUAAGUUAAUUAGCUUAAUUGUGGUAAUUGUUUCACAGUGUAUGUGUAUAUAAAAGCAUCACAUGUGUACCUUAAAUACAAUUUUUUUUUUGUCAAUCAUACCUCAAUAAAGCUGGAAAAAAAAUCCACAGUCACUUCUGGGCUUGAAGAGAGAAUCAAAUAAGCUGGUGAUGCACUGCCAAAGGCCACAGGUCCUCUCAUGCACCCCAUCCCAAGACCAGGGGAGUUGGGCACCUGGAAAAUGGGGUCAUCCUGAGUGUGUCUUAUGGGUGAGGGAGGUGGGAAUAGAUGCCCAAAAGAGUCUGAACUCACAGUGUGUUGAAAAGCCAAAAGUCUUCAUUCACUCCUCUUUAUGUUCUGAGACAUCAAGGAAAGAAUAGUGCUGUUUGCUUUUCAGCAAGAAUCUAAGCUUUGAGAAAUACUUUUGUUCUCCAUGAAGAUAACUCACCUUGGGACCUCCAUGUGAUGUGAUGACAUAGUGAUGACAUAGUGCAAUGUGUGAUUCUUAAUAAGGUAUCUAAAUCUGAAACAACAUUUAAAGGCUUGAAGCACAAAUGUAGACCUGCAAAGAAGAGAAAACUCACAUGUAAUGCACCAGGCACUUUACAUUUUAUAUCAGUCAGUGAUCUCAGCCACAACAACAGAAUGCAACUCUGGCUGGAAAUAAAUUUCUAGACACUAUCAACAGCUUAUAGAUUCUCCAGGAGGGAAAAAAAAAAAAACAGUUUGAAGCCUCUUAGCUAAGAACAACACCCAAAAUUACUCCACAGACUGGUCAGGUAGAGAAGUUGUUCUCGCCCUGAGGACACCAGGCUGUUGCUUUGUCACUGCCAGGUGCAGCCACUAUUGUGUCUGGGAAUAGAAGUACAGUAGUCUCCCAACACUUCUCUGUGAAGGAUACAUUCUAAGACCCCCAAUGGAUGCCUGAA